Messenger RNA from Guillardia theta CCMP2712, 942 nucleotides. RefSeq lists its product as hypothetical. The coding region runs from base 1 to 942 and encodes 313 amino acids. The record is from RefSeq and is a predicted model, not a curated record. The transcript has 4 exons. Lineage: Eukaryota; Cryptophyceae; Pyrenomonadales; Geminigeraceae.
AUGUCAACGAUCUCUCCUUCUCUAUGUUUCGCUCCUCAUCCGAGCUGCCUGAGCUGCCUUCAUGCUACCAGCGCCGCGGUCCAUGGCAGGCGGCAGGCGGCGAUCAGCUUGUACAAGCUGAGCAUGCAAAAGAAGUCACAGGACGGGGGGGGUGGAGCAUUAUGGCGUCCGAGCAUAGAAGGAAGCUCGCUGCUCACAUGGAGCGACGGAAAACCAGUAGGAAGCGUCUCGUCUGUUGCAACCCUGGCUGCCUCCAUGGUAUCUAUCCCCGUGCUCGGCGUCAUGCUAGGAGCGCCUGACUCGCCCUCCUUCAUCACUGAGAUGACGCAGCUCAGCGCCGCCCUCCUCAUCCUCCAGGCAGGAAUUCCAAGCUUCCGCUCCAGGCUAGUCCUGCUUGCGACAUCUGCAGCCUGCCUGCUGGAUGUGCUUGCCUCCGGCAUCGUGGUGGGCAACACCUCUCCCGCUCUCAUCGCCUCCCUCCUCCUCUCCUCCUCCGUCUUCCUCGCGAUGAAGGAUGGAAGUGCUAAGGAAGCUGCGGUUGGGUUGGGGGGGCGGGUCAACAGCGAGGAGGCGGCAGCGGCUGUGAUGGCUGGAGAAGAGGAGGAGAGCAGUGACAACUUUGACCUCAUGUCGUGGGAAGAAAACUUUGGAAUCACCAUGACAAGAGGAGAAAACCCGAGAGACUGGAACGUGGAGGAGUUCUGCUGCGCCCUGCGCGAUGCAGGGCUGGAGGAAUGCGUACCUGCUGCGAGGAGAGCGAAAAUCGACGGAAUGGUGGCGAUGACACUGACGGUAACAGAGGAGGGGGGAGGGGAGGGUGAAAGAUGCAAGAAGUAUGCGGAGAGGAACAACGAAGGGGAGGAGACAAAACCAAGAAGAGAAGAACAGGAGAAGGAGAAGGAGGAAGAGGAGGAGAGAAGAGGUGGGAGGGUCUUGGGCUAA